AAACCUCUUGUUUUGCGCGUUCAUUGUCAAGACGCGUCGUCGAAGGAGAAAUGGGAUACACAACCGUUGCGCGAUGGAUGAACGCGCCAACAACAGGUCUUGAGAUGAUCUCGGAGAACAUACGCUCAAAGUACAAUGGUCAACCUCGCGGCAAAUGGCAAGUCUCGAUGCGCCUGUACCGCUCGACCAUCCAGAUGCUGCCUGGCAUGAUAGGUGCUGAGCGCUCCAUGACCACCUUCACGCAAACUUCCCCCGACGCCGCGUUCGUACUCAUCGAGGACCCUCUCGCGAUGCAAGGAAGCAUGUCAGCGAUGUCGCAGGACCAGCCAACUCCGAGCCACUACCAGUACACGCUGGUCCCCGUCAGUCCUCCAGGGGCGCUCGAGCAGCUCCUUCAACAACUGAACGCGCCUUGGACCAUGCGCCAAGCCGGCGGCGGGUCCAAUCAAUCCGGAAGGCAGCUACUCAUCGAUGGGCACAUCUUCACCAUUGGCUCCGACUGGGUCGUCUGCGUUGGUAAUGUCAUCCUCGCUGGUGGCACGCUCAAAGGCAUGAUCCUCGAGGCCGAAUACCUCCCCAUCCCCGACCUCCGCAGCCCCCUCGGCGACGGCAACCCCGAAUUCAUCUCCGGCUUCCUCAUCUCCCUCCUACCCAACAUCCCCGAUGCAAGAAACGUAAUAUGCACGAUACCCGACAACAUCUGGGAGGACGUCCUUUGGGACAGGGAGGCCGAGGAGCGAAAGUGGCUUGCGGGGAUAGAGGAACGACGGAAGGCGCAGGAGGAGAAGCGAAAGGCGCAGGAAGAGAAGGGGAAGGCGCAGGACGAGAAGGGGAAGGCGGACGCGGCAAGGGAUUUAGCGUCGGAAGGCACCCUGGGGAGCGUCGCGAGCUCGGACACGAUGGCCACGGCGCCUCCGGACUCGCAGCCGCCUUCGCAGAGUCAGACGCAGCCCUCGCAGAGCCAGGCCGAAUCUUCCCAGACACAUACUUCGCAAAGUCAGCCUUCACAAUCCGAUGCUAUGGACGAAGAUAAGGCACCACCCGCUGAUCCUUCAGCCCCGUCAGAUACGACCGAAGCCGCGCCACAACCGCCCUCCACCUCACAACCCCCUCCCUCUACCUCCACUUCUCAGCCCCCUCCCUCGCAACCUGCCCCUUCAUCUGCCCAACCACCACCACCACCCUCCGACGACGACAUCUUCGCCAGCCCUGACGACCCAGAGCCCUUCUCCAAAUACGACUGGAUCGGGCCCGAGCGUGACCGCAGGUCCGCGUUCUCUAUCAUCAUGGCACUGCGCUCGGAGGGGUUGUUAUAGUAUCAUAUGUGUUGUUGGCGUGCUAUCGCAGCUAGGGAGUUCCUGUUGGCGAGUCUGCUGCUGCAUUGCACUGCAUCCGUGAGGCUAUCUUACUUAACAAAACAUGAAUUCGAUGCCGAUACUGCAAGAAAACAGAUGCAAGCAUGAAAUUCAGGGGUGUAGACGUUCUACUGUACGCCUACGUAUGGGACUGUAAGAAUUGCGGUGUUCGAAAGGCCCGAAGCAUCGACUUUCUUGAGUGGACGUGUCGCUUUUAGUAUCCCUCUAUCCCGAUAGUCUCUUCCGCGCCAGAGGGGUAGACGAAGGUGAGACUGAGCGACGUCGACGGUGGUCCGCGUACCAUAGCCAUCGGAUGCUCGGCCUCGGAAGAAGGCUCGAGAGGCUCUACAUUGCGCUUGGGGAUCAUCCUUCGCAGCGGUUCGAUCAGGUUGAGCUGGCUUUCCUUCCAGAACGUGUCAUCGUCGUUGGGGCGCCCG
Molecule: messenger RNA, 1792 nt
Organism: Schizophyllum commune H4-8
Lineage: Eukaryota; Fungi; Basidiomycota; Agaricomycetes; Agaricales; Schizophyllaceae
Exons: 4
Coding region: 168-1316 (382 amino acids)
Source: RefSeq, a predicted model, not a curated record